This is a messenger RNA of Helianthus annuus (common sunflower), 1371 nucleotides long. Its product is annotated as F-box protein At5g07610-like. The transcript has 3 exons. Lineage: Eukaryota; Viridiplantae; Streptophyta; Magnoliopsida; Asterales; Asteraceae. The record is from RefSeq and is a predicted model, not a curated record. The coding region runs from base 545 to 1228 and encodes 227 amino acids.
CUAGGGUUUAAAUCGAAACCAAAAAAUUGAGUUGAAUCAGACUCGUUCGUUCGUUCGUUCGUUUGUAGGGUGCUUUGUAGGGAUUCCGAUUGAUAAACAGGUAAAUAAACCCUACCUAAAAUGGAGGAAGAAAUCUGCACGACGUCUGCACAUAGAGUCUGCUCCAUCGAAGAUCUUCUGAGUAAAAUCUUAGCCGGCUUACCUCUGGGCUCCUUACGCCUGUCAAAAUCGGUGUGCAAACGAUGGUUACAUCUCAUCACGGGUCCUAGUUUCAACUUGCUCCGCAGUAAGGCCGAUCAUCCUUGCUUUUUGUUACGCCAUGCUUUCUCUGUGUUUGAUUAUGUGCCAUUGACAAGUAUACAACGUCCUUUAAUUUCAAUAAGCUUCCCUUUUAACGCGGAUAAUCUCGAGGUUUUGCAAUCAUGUAACGGCCUCCUCCUGUGUCUUGACCACAAGCCUGCUGAUAAGUUAUAUGUUUACAAUCCGACCAUAAACGUUGCUUCCACCGCCCCCUAGUUGGAAACCAAAUGGACUUAUUACAUAUAUGGGAUUAGCUUUUGAUCCUACAGUCUCACCACACUACAAAAUCAUAUAUCCUGGCCAAUGGCCCGGUGGAGUGGUUCAUGUAGAGAUUUAUUCCUCAGAAACAGGCAACUGGAACUCUCGUGCAGCUCAGACUAAUCUUAGUCUAUCAUCUUUUGUGACGUUUGAUUCGGGGGUGGUUUACUGGCAUGGUGCGAUUCAUUGGCUGUCGCGUAUUGGUGUAUAUCAUUUGAGCUUAGAGUUAGAUGAUGAAGAAGAGAAUAUAUUACAAGUAGAAGAGGACCCAAGCAUAAGGUAUUAUACUCGUGAUAAGUUAUUUGUGUCACGCGGUUGCUUGCUCCUUGUUAAGAUGCUCCAUGAGCCGGAGCCGCCUCUUCAAAUGAAUGUUUAUGAGAUGAAGAACAACUCUUACUCUUCUGGGUGGUCUCUCAGGUACCAUGUUAAUCUUCAAUCUGCUGGAAGUUUCCUCGGACCUUAUUUCAAUGUACUAGCACUUGUGCUCGGGGAAAGAGAGGAGGAUUCGUUUCUUGUGCUGGAAGACAACUUGUCGUCUAUGCUUAUUAUACAAUACAAUAUCCGCUCAAACACUUUCCAUCAACUCUGUGACUUGACCCAGACUCGACUUCAUCAGACACGAUGUCAAUUUGAUAGCUUUCUCUUCACCCCGUCUCUUGUUGGUGUUUGAGUAAAUAAGGUAAAUUAUUAUUAUGUAUGAUUUUGAUUUCCUGUCUUGUUUCAAACAUACAUUUUUUUACCAUAUGCUGGUUUUGAACAUCCUGUGGUAUUGUUUCAUAUAGCUUAAAUCUAGCUAUCAGUUUUUUCUUCCAA